GAUGUAACUGUAGUAGACUAGGCCUAAUUAGAGUCCCGGAUUAUUUACCUGUUUCUGUUAUGUUUCUUGACCUUUCAUUCAAUCAAAUUUUAACCAUUGUUAACUGCUCCUUCUGUAACUAUACAGACUUGACCGAGUUGAAUUUAUCCAACAAUAUUAUUGACCUGUUAACGAUUGAAACGUUCAGUCGACUCUUUAAAUUAAAACGUUUGAACCUCGCUGGAAAUAACUUAAAUUAUGUCAUGAGCACAUUUCCAGAAGGCGUCUUCUCGGAUUUGAUCUCUCUUACAACACUCUACUUGCACUACAACGCUAAAGAUUGUGAAUCUUCGUGUAGCUACCCGGACUCCACACUCUCAGAACUAACUCAGCUAGAAACUCUCAGCUUGGACGGGAUAAGUCCAUUUAUUUUAGGUCCCAAAUUUAAAGACCUAAUCAACUUAAGAAAUUUAACGUUCUCAAUGGAAAUUUGUAAUAUUGACGCCCUGAUUAUUCAACAUGUUUAAACGUGGGACAAAUCACAGCUUUAAACCUAACAAAUUGUAACAUUCUUGGACUUAAAGUCAGCAACAACACUUUCACGCCUUUAGUUCAUCUGAACAGUCUGGACGUGAGCAACAACAACAAGCUACGUGUUAAACAUCUCUUUCGAGUUCUGCGAAGUAUUCAGACGUACAACAUAACCGAGCUGAAGUUCAACUAUGUCGAGCCUUUCUAUUCCACCUCAAUCAUUAUUGAUGACACAAUACUUGAAGGAUUACCACGCUCGUUAAAAAUUCUAGAAGGCAAGGGAAACCAUCCGAGAUGGUCUUUUACAAAAGUUUCCUACAAAUCUCACGUACGUCGAUCUAGAGAACAAUAACUUUUUCUUUGGUGCUUAUUUGAGAGAUUUACAUUGUCUUGAGAAUCUAGAGGUUUUAAAACUAAGCAAGCGCUACGAGAAUGGAGAUGUUGCUUCACGCUCGGGGAAUGAUUUGUCUAAAUUUCAAGUUGUCAACGAUUGUAGUCGAACAUUGCCGUUGCCUUGCUUUAUGUUCCCGCCUAAACUGAAAUAUCUAUACAUGGGGGGAGGACAUUUAAAAGGAUCAAUCAGGAAUCUUUUCUUUAGUCCAAAUAAUUCUUUGAUUGGGAUAAAACUAGUCAAUAAUUACUUUCCAUCAUUAAUUGGUCCAGUUUAUGGCCUAGAUAAUUUGGUUUACUUAAGUCUAAAAUAUUGUUCCAUAAUGAACAUUAAUGAGACAUUUUUCAACCAGUUUACAAGUCUUACAAAACUGAUGCUGGGCUACAACAAGCUUGAACCCUAUUUCAGACUUAUGGAGUCGAACAUCAGACCUUUCAGUAAACUGAAUAAGCUGCAGACGCUCGACCUGUCUGGCAAUGCCAUAACGAAGAUGCAUGCAGACAUCUUUGCUGGUCUCACGAACUUGAGGAUUCUCUACUUCGAGAUGAACUCGAUGUGGAUCUUCCACCUGAACAUCGGCCACAUGAUGAAUCUUCAAUACGUUCACAUGAGGAAUUCCCAAAUCAGCAGCUUCUCCUUGGAGGUUCGUCAACACAUCGACGUUUUAUGCAGCAACAAGAGCCGCGUUGUCGCAAAACCCAAUUCGCUGCGACUGCGACAACUACGAUUUCAUUCAAUGGAUGUUGAGCUCGCGGGCAUUCGACCCAACGCCGAAGUCAUCGCUUUCACUUCUCUAUUUCGCUGGAAAUUGCGUUACAUCUACUACGCGACCUACCUCAAGUUAAAACAUAGCGAGCAAGAACACGAUGGCCAGUUGCGGUAUGAUGUCUUUAUUAGCUUUGCUCACCAGGAUGAAGAGUUUAUUUUAAAAGAUGUAUACCCAGAACUGAGAAGCAGAGGGUUAAAUGUACACGUCCACGGCAGAGACUUUGUGGCCGCGUCCAUGGCAGAGACUUUGUGGCCGGUGAGUUCAUCCCCAGAACUGAGCAGCAGAGGGUUAAAUGUACACGUCCACGGCAGAGACUUUGUGGCCGGUGAGUUCAUGGCCUCUAACAUAGUGACGGCUGUGAGAGAAAGCAGGAAGACGUUGGUAGUACUCACGCUGGACCUUUUGAAGAGUAAAUGGUGUAACUACGAGAUACAGAUGGCCAAUAUGGAGUCUGUCCACACAGGGCGUCAAGUUCUCGUGUUCCUUCUAAAAGAUUCCCUCAACAACAAACAACUGGGAACUGAACUCUUGUUCCACAUACGUAACAACACCUACGUAGUCUACCCACAGAAUGGCACGAAAGGAUCAAGAAACGAGCUGUCAGUGUUCUGGGACAAACUUUACAAAGAUCUUCGAACCUAAAACAUUUCGUUGAUGCCCUUUCUUUUCGGUUUUAUAUCAGCGCAUUAUGUUUUUGUUCUUAAUUCAAUGUGAGUCAAACAAUAGUCGUCGAAAUAGAAUGAUGUGUUUAUUAGCGGCCUCCGAAAGGGGAAAAGACGCUAUUAGUUUUGUGCGAAAUGUCUGUCCGUCUGUCCGUCUGUCCGUCCGUCCCGUUUAGAUCUCGUAAACUAGAAAAGAUAUUAAAAAUACGACAUCACAAUAUUUUAGACCAUUCAAAGUUCUGAUGCA
Biomphalaria glabrata is the source of this 2579-nucleotide messenger RNA. Its product is annotated as toll-like receptor 4. Gene Ontology annotation, biological process: toll-like receptor signaling pathway; immune response. Lineage: Eukaryota; Metazoa; Mollusca; Gastropoda; Planorbidae. Bases 1032 to 2312 code for a protein of 426 amino acids. The record is from RefSeq and is a predicted model, not a curated record. Gene Ontology annotation, molecular function: protein binding; transmembrane signaling receptor activity. The transcript is spliced from 6 exons. Gene Ontology annotation, cellular component: membrane.